UUGUUUGCUAACUUACCGCUUUGCAGUUCGACCACGAGAAACUACAGAUGUGAUGGGCACAUUUCUGAGUACACGAAGUGUACGCACCAAGACCUUAAUCCUCAACGGAAACCAUUUGUUGUUCCGAAGGAUGUGAAAAAGAAGAAUGAUCACUUGAAAUACCUUCGAAUGAAUUUUCUGAAGGAGCGCGUCUAUAACGAAGCGAUAGCAGAUGAGAAGGUUGUUGGCCAUUCCGACCAGUUCAAAUACCUUGGAUCACGCGGAAUGAAGACCAGCGAGGUGAAGGCAGAGGUUGAAGGAAAAAGUUUGGGAGUGGGUUCGGGAAUGUCACAGCAGUUGGUCAAAGCGGGUACUAUUGUGGAUCAAGAGUGUGAGUACUCGGACGUUUCUCAUGUACAUCGAGCAAGAAAUGGUAAUUUUUGCGGUCCCGGGGAGUUUUAUAUUCGGUGGUUCUGGGCAGUGCUGAUGCUGUGUCUAACAGGAACUCGUAUUAUAAACUUCAGCUUCUGA
This is a messenger RNA of Cylicostephanus goldi, 510 nucleotides long. Lineage: Eukaryota; Metazoa; Nematoda; Chromadorea; Rhabditida; Strongylidae. The record is from the annotation of a GenBank genome assembly.